GUCAAACUUGUGCUUUGGCUGCAUACUUCUUUCCUUUUCUACGACAUGCCCAGGAACCCAGUGCAGGCACUGUCCCACUUGCAAGCUACGCAUGCGCACUUAGUUUGGAGCAUCAUCAAUCCAGAUCAGUAACGUCGCUCCAAUGUGCCGAUCCACUUGACUCGUCAAGGACGCCGUCUUGUCCUCAAACCCAUCGUGCCGCUCGUCUUCCAGGCUCCCCACAUCAACCAGCCGCUCCCUAACGAACGCGACGAUGCCCUCCGAAGCGGUGCCCGGUCUCCUACCCUCAUCGCGGAGCGCCGAAAAGUCGUCGUGCCACCCCUGAGUCGACGAGGGAGCGCUCCUGGUGGAACAUGUGCACGAGGCCGAGCGCAGAGAGCGAGCGACCAUCCGCUGGACCUGGGAGCCGAGGUCGCUUGGAGGGUGCACACAGGGCGAUUCGACGCACCGAGCGCGAAGUACACGAUGUUCGCGCCGAACACGAGCGCGAACACGCCGUUCACGAACGUCCAGAACCCGCCAACGUCCAGAUGUCAGAGAACGCAGAGUUGUCCGAGUGGUCCUCCAGGAUCGUGGCGACGAACGGCUUGGGCUGGACCAGCGUCAGCCGCGCGGACCUGCCAGGGCUGGGGAUGGGGCCGAGUGUCUCGUCCGCGGAGAGGUUCUGCUGCAGCGCCGAGAUGGAGGGCACGAAUAUGUACGAGUUUAGCGGCAGCCCCUUUAAGGUGACAUCGCGUCGUGUCGUGUUGGAUGGAGCGAUAUGCGAUAUCUGAACGACGAUUCACCGAAUCCGAGGAAAGGACUGUUUCGGACGCGCGGACCAGCGUCCGACUGUGAUUACGCCGACGAGGCGGGACUGCGCGAGGAGCAGGAUGACGUCGUCAUUCGAGGGCUGCACGCGCAUGUCCUGCGACAUCACAGUCAGAGUCAGAUAGACGCAAUCCGAGUCCGGUGGAACGUCGAGCGAGAUGCUCAAGUGUUCCAUAUCCGUCCACCCGAAAAGGCCUGGCGGUGAUGUGAAUCAGCCGCAUGCGUGGGCAGCUUUUGCAACCCACAUUGGACUAGCCAGCCCGGCUGUUCAGCGCGAUCGUCUCGCAGGUCAUCGAGUUCUCUGCGCUGGGGUCAACGAACGGGGCGAAUACUGCAGCGAUCGAAACAUUCUGGACAGCACCAUCCUGCCACUCUGCAUUGCUCAGCCGGUACCCGAUGGCAAGUCGGUCGGGCAGGCGUUGGGCGCCCUCUGCGUGCACACCGAACUCGGAGAGGUCGGGCGGCGAGAGGGCGACGACACGCGUGACACAGGGGAUGGCGAUCACGACGAGAUGAGGACGACGGCGCGUGCGGCGGCGAUGCAUCUUGACUCGCCGCUACAAACGUGAGGAGAAGGUCAAGCAGAGGAGCAGUGCGAGAUGUCCACGCACCGGACAAGUGGCCGGUGAACGGAUAGACUGAGGACGAUGCCGAGCGAAAAACGGGAUCUCUCGCUCGACUAGGAACGCCAACCUCUGCCGGUAGGAACGCUCCUUGAUCCGGACUAUGGUGGCGAGGCGGAACGGGACGGUCAAGACGAGCGCGCAGAGAUGUGGCAACAUGAAGAACGACGUGGUGCCGAUGGCGGACCCCGAGGACAAACGAAGCUGCUGGCUCGUCAGUGCUUUGAGCCGCCGCAUUCUUGCGGCUUCUAGGACAAGCAACACGAGAUCCGCUAGCGCUAUUCCCGAGACUUUCCACUCGAACAACCUACAGUAUGGUCGACCGAACCUGUUCCGAAAGACGCGACAGAGACUCAAGCUAGAUAGUGAUCCAGCACAAAACACACAUCCAUCGGCACAGGCACAAUCUUCGGCAGAGUCGUCCCAUAGCAUGUCACGAACAGCCCGCGGAACAACAACGUGCAGAUGUGCGAGAGGAUUAGGAGUCGCAGGACGGUGAUUCUCGCCAUGGGAUCAAAAAGCCAGGCCUUGCGGACCAUGCUGGGAUUUUUGGGAGCUGGACGGGCUCAUUCGCCUCUUAUGCAUGGCCCGUCGAUAACUCGGUCCAAACCUGGACGAAAUGAGAUAACCAUCUCCUGCGAGUUCCGUAGCACGCCAUCAUCGAUGACACGUGACCGCGUUGUCCGCACGUGAGUUUUUCUCGCCAGCAACAACUCUUGACUUCGCGAGCGGCAUUUGCUGGCGGCCAACUGGUGUGCAGAAGGCGAUCAAUUACGGCACGAUGUUUUUGAUCUCGACUCUCGAGGCUUUUCGGCAGACUUGAUGUGAUCGAUAUCAUAAAUCGCGGUCACAUGCUCACGGAGACCCUACGACGCGUCCUCUGGCCAUGGCGGCCUUUCGCGACGAUUACGUCAACGGAAUCUCGGGACCUGGGCAGUACUUCAUGAUCACAGAAUACGAAGAUGAGGGCAUACCAAGUCUUAUCCGGGCCGAUACUGGCAUGCAUUGUCUCUGACGGGGCCGCGAUCAAAACUCCAAAGCGGCGGUGCGAAGCGAAGCAAACCGAUUCUCCAUUGUCCCUCCGGUUUGGGAUGCCGUUUCCAGCUACCGAUGCGCUUUAGCAGGCCAUGCGCGGCACAUUGUUGGUGGGGCGUAUAUAAGGACGGUGGCAUACGUUCGGAGGGUUCAGUUAUCCCGCCCAGCGAAUAUCAAACAUACGCUCUUUGCCACCGUCGGCUCAGUCCUUCGACCAACCAGCCUCAUAUCAAACGUACCUUCCUUACCAUGCCUGCCCCUGCCACUGUUCCUUUUAUCGUCUUCUCUCUCCUCGCGUCCCUCUUCUCUCCCCUCCCGCUUUUCUCCGCGUUCGAGUUGUGGAACGUGGGGAAUGUGGGCUUUAUUUUCUGGGUGUGCACCGUGUGCUUCAGCCAGUACUUCAAUUCUGUGGUGUGGAUUGGGAGCAUUGAUGACCGAGCACCGGGAUGGUGUGUGAUUUCUACCGGCAUCGUGCUGUCUGCGUCAUUCGGCAUCCCUGCCUCCUGUCUCUGUGCAAGCCGCCGUCUGUGGAGCAUUGUCAAUCCGGAUCCCAAAGUUGAGGAUUCGAAAGACGAACGCUCGUGGCGAGCGUUCAACGACAGUGUCAUCUGCUUCGUUCUGCCGAUCGCCUUCGCGAUCAUGAACAUCGCGAACCAGGCGCACAAGUACAAGAUCGUCGAGGACAUCGGGUGUGCGGUUGACCCCGUUGCCGGCCUCUUCCCGCUCGUGUUCAUGUAUCUCCCUCCUCUCUGCUUCUGCAUCUCAUCUAUCCUGUUCUCUACAUCGAAUCUCUGGGUCGCCUACAAGCAUCGCGCGUCUCAGGUCCUGGAUGUGCCGUUCAGCACACACAACAACCUCACCCUCGACCGCUUCAUUCGCCUGUCCCUGCUCGCGCUCCUCACGCCGCUGCUCAUCUCUGGCCCGCUGCUCAUCUUCGGCAUGGUCCAGAACAACGCGCUCGCGGCGAUCUCCGCAGCUGCGCUCCGCCUCGACGGCGCCUCGGGCGCGAUCCCGCAGCUCCCGCUCACCCUCUGGCAUAUCCGGUUCAACACCGCCGCCGCCGCUUACAUGGAGUUCACGCGCUGGUCCGGGCCCGCGUGCGCGCUGCUGCUGCUCCUCUGCGUCCGCCUCAUGGGCGACAAGUGGGAGUCCCCGCUGUGGGAGAACUUCUGCCGGCGCGUGCCGAUUGUGUUCUGGGACACCCUCGCGCACAUGGGCUACACGCGCCCCCUGCCGCCGCUCCUCCCGCAGCAGCACCAGCAGCGGGGAGGCCGCCGGCCGUCGAGCUCGUCGUCGUUCUUCGCCGGCUGCGAGGAGGAUCUCGCAAACGACGCGUUUACCAGCCCGCCGCGCCGCCACGCGCGGGGCCGCGGGCACCACGACCGCUUCAAGAUGGCGAUCUCGAACCCUGUGCGCCCCGCGUCGGGCACCGGCUCGUACAUCGACUUGUUCGAGCACACCCCGGCGCCGCUGUAUCCCCCGCCCCCGCGCCCGGCUCCGGCUCCGGCUGCCCCCGUGGCGGCGCCGAAGCCCGCGGCCAAGUUCCCCUUCCGCCGCGCCCGCACGCCGCGCACCACCCCGUCGUGGCUCCCGCCGAGGAUCCCCGAGCAGGGCCUCUCGUUCGUCGCCGUGAAGCCGCACGCGACGAUCCCGGGCCGGUUCGAGGUGGUGAACCGGAACGACUUUGGGUGGCACCGGGUGCACAACCACGAGCUGGCGGACAAGCUCGUGCUGGGCAAGGAUGGGGUGUACCAUCCCCGCGCGGCGGGGCUCCCGGGCCGCCGCCUGGUGUAGAGGGUGUAUGUGAUGUGAUGUGGUGUGAGACAGUAUAGGUAAGUAUGUAUUUCUAGCUGCAGUAUGUAUCGUUAGCGAAUAAACUGGUGUUAUUC
Messenger RNA from Mycena citricolor, 4357 nucleotides. The record is from the annotation of a GenBank genome assembly. Lineage: Eukaryota; Fungi; Basidiomycota; Agaricomycetes; Agaricales; Mycenaceae.